GAUUGCAGUAUUUUCAAUAAUCCAAAAGACGAUGAAACAAAAAAUUUUUUUUUUAAAACACACAUCACAUACACAUUACAAAAUCAAUAUAAUAAUUAUUAUUUAUCGCUCCACUAAAAUUGCUUUAUUGAUGAAAUUAAAGUAUGAUAACCAGAAAGUGGUCAGCAAAUUGCCAUAAAAAAAAUAUAUAUGUUUCACGAUAUAUCACACACGGUUUGAAUCUCUGUUGUCAUCUGAUCUAAUUUAUAGAUUUUAAUAUUAUACUUAUUUAUAGUUAUAUAUCUAGCAGUAUUUGUAGUGGGAAUGCGCUAGAAGAAACGAAUUUUGGUCCACCGGUGUAUAGAACACGCAUAGUAUAUAUAAAAUAAAAUAAAAACUGAUUCACGUAUUAGUUAUUAAUGUAUUAGUAGGUAAAAUUUCUACAGAGUGAAAGCUGUAGUGUGAACUAUUUUUUUUUGUAUUUCAAUAAACUAAAAAAAAUUAAAAAAUUGAAAUGAGUAUAGCAGAUACGUUUAGGAAUGGGACUGUUUUCGUUACCGGAAGUACGGGGUUUCUAGGGAAAAUACUCACGGAAAAACUAUUAAGGUCUUGUGAUGUGAAAUGCAUUGCGAUUCUCGUUAGAGGUAAAUAUGGAGUACCUGCCAGUGAACGAGCUGCGAAUAUAUUUAAACAAUCAAUCUUUGACCGCCUUAGAUUUGAAAGCCCUGACUUCGUCACCAAGAUAAAAACAAUUGAUGGACAUAUAGAUAAACAAUCAUUAGAUAUUUCAACAGAUGAUUGUGAUUGGCUGAUAAAAAAUGUGAAUUUCGUUUUUCAUUGUGCUGCUACAGUCAAAUUUAAUGAAACUCUUGAUAUGGCAACAAAAAUAAACAUCCAAGGGACAGAAAAUGUAUUAGAACUAGGGGCGAAAAUGAAUUAUCUUAAGGGUUUUGUUUAUGUAUCAACCGCUUAUUCUCACUGUCCGAGAAGUGAAAUUAAAGAAGAAUUCUAUCACGUUUCAAUAUCAGCCAAAGAAUUAAAAAAAAUAAUUGAACUUGAUGAAGAAACACGCAACGUUUUGAAAGAUUGGCCUAAUACAUACAUUUUCACUAAAGCACUCUCAGAAAAUAUGAUAUCAACAAAUGAAAACAAAUUGCCGAUUUCAGUGUUUCGUCCUUCAAUUAUAGGGUGCACACAAUCUGAACCAGAACCAGGUUGGAUGGAUAAUGUGCAAGGGUUUGUUUAUUUAAUUAAUUCAUGCAUGCUCGGAAUCUUAAGAGCAAUUCCAAUGUCAUUGGAUAAAAAAGCCGAUAUUGUCCCAAUCGACUACGCUGCCAAUGCAUUAAUUAGCGUAAUGUGGGAUACGGUAAACCGGUAUCAAGAUGAUAACGAAAAAAAGAAGAAACCAAAAAUUUAUAAUUACGUGUCUAGUUUUGACAGCCCAGUACAUUGGCGCAUGUUCUUAAAGUACAUUUAUGAAACUUACCAUCAGGCGCCUCCGUUCCAAUCAAUAUGGUAUUUAUUUUGUAUAUUUUCUGACAAUUGUUGGUUCAUCAGUAUUAUGAGAUUUUUUUUACACCGUAUACCGGCUGCGUUGGUAGAUUUGUCGUUGAUUAUUCGUGGUAAAAAUACAAAAAUGUUGAAAAUGUAUAAAAAACAAGAAAGAAUUGUGGAUUCGUUAGAAUUGUUUUUGACGAGUGAAUGGAAAUUCGACAAUAGUAAUACUCGGAAAUUAUGGGCGCUAUUAAGUCAAGAGGAUCGCAAGACAUUUUGGUUCGGUUUCGAAGAAUUUGAUUGGAAAUCCUAUACGCAAACUAUGGUUUAUGGAAUUAGAAAAAAUAUUCUACAGGAAGAUUUAAAUAACAUAACUAGAGCAUUAUCGAAAAAUCGAAAGUUAUUCUGGUUGCAUCAAUUGUGCACUUUUCUUAUUAUUUACAUUGUAUUUCAAAUAUGUUGGAUGUUUGUGCUGUAAAUAUCAGAUACGAUGAUCACCGAUUAUUAUCAUUAUUAUUAAUAUUGUAACGGCAACUACAAAACCGCGCUCUGACAACCCGUUUUCUUUCCUUGUUUUCCCUACAUAAUAAUAUUUUCACCAAUACUGUGGACACAUAAUAUAUAACUAUUAUAGUAGAAUUAUUUAUUAAGUAUAAGGACUUUCUGUACGUAGAUCGAUUGUAUUUACUACGUAAUUACCUUAUUAUAAUUGGUUUGAUACUUUUAUAUAAAAAUAUUAUAAUUAUUAGAUAUUAUUUUCAACAAUUUCUUCAAUUAGUAAGUAUAAUUGAUAAUGUUCACUUUUUUGUAAAUAAGAUAUACAAUACACCGACCGUUGUAAUUUUUAACAUAAAAUUCAAUUUUUUCAUUUUUGUGCCCCCUACCCAAAUAUUGUAGGCAUCUAGGUAGAACUCUCACAACUUCCCCUAUUGUUACGACCCUGUGCAUACCUACGUAUAAUUUCUAACUAUAAAGUUUCAAAGUUAUACCGUGUAUUUUUAAUAUUCACAU
Acyrthosiphon pisum (pea aphid) is the source of this 2484-nucleotide messenger RNA. Its product is annotated as fatty acyl-CoA reductase wat-like. The coding region runs from base 494 to 1951 and encodes 485 amino acids. The transcript has 9 exons. NCBI's taxonomy places the organism in Eukaryota, Metazoa, Arthropoda, Insecta, Hemiptera, Aphididae. Gene Ontology annotation, cellular component: peroxisome. Gene Ontology annotation, biological process: long-chain fatty-acyl-CoA metabolic process. Gene Ontology annotation, molecular function: alcohol-forming very long-chain fatty acyl-CoA reductase (NADP+) activity. The record is from RefSeq and is a predicted model, not a curated record.